Neoarius graeffei (lesser salmon catfish) is the source of this 4961-nucleotide messenger RNA. It is a transcript of the gene sgcd, whose product is annotated as sarcoglycan, delta (dystrophin-associated glycoprotein). Gene Ontology annotation, biological process: heart contraction; cardiac muscle tissue development. Gene Ontology annotation, cellular component: sarcolemma; sarcoglycan complex. Bases 372 to 1241 code for a protein of 289 amino acids. Lineage: Eukaryota; Metazoa; Chordata; Actinopteri; Siluriformes; Ariidae. The record is from RefSeq and is a predicted model, not a curated record. The transcript is spliced from 8 exons.
UGGUGCAGAAUUCAGACACUGCUUUUCUCUCUCCCUCUCUCUCUCCUUCCUCUCUCUCUUUCUUUCACAUGGUGGUAAGGGUCGAUCGCGUCCACACAGACAUAACGGCCGGCGUGCCGAGAGUCCAGGGAAUUCCUCCAGGCACGGGGCAGGGACUUGGCCAGGCUGUCUGUUAUUGGAAAAGUUGGAGAGGGGGGUUUAGAGUGCGUGCAUGGAAAAAGAAAGAGUGCAAGAGAGAAAAAGUGAGAUAGAGAAAGAGUGCAAGAGAGAGAGAGGCCUCAUGCUGCGAUUUAGACGAGCCAAUUUUGUAUUAUCUAUCUGACACACCCUGACUGUCUGGGCGUUCGGACUGACGACUACAGCACAACAGGAUGAUGACCCAAGAACAGUUCACUCAAAGGAACAAUGUCCAGAGCACCGAGAAACCUCAUGUGUACAAAGUGGGCAUCUACGGCUGGCGGAAACGUUGCCUUUACUUCUUCGUCCUCCUCCUUAUGAUCCUCAUCCUGGUCAACCUCGCGCUCACCAUCUGGAUCCUCAAGGUCAUGAACUUCACCAUAGAUGGCAUGGGUCACUUGAGAAUCACGGAGAGAGGUCUGAAACUAGAAGGUGACUCAGAGUUCCUCAAGCCUCUAUAUGCCAAAGAAAUCCAGUCCAGAUUGGGUAGUCCACUUUUCCUGCAAUCAUCAAAAAACAUUUCUGUCAACAUCCUCAAUGGGAAAAACCAACUGGUCUCACAGCUAGUUGCAAGUUCUCACGGAGUUCAUGCCCGGGGCAGGAUGCUUGAGGUGAAGUCAAGCACAGGAAAGCUGCUCUUCUCGGCCAACAACCAUGAGGUGGUGGUGGGAGCUGAGAGAUUACGAGUCCUGGGGGCAGAAGGUGCAGUGUUCAGUAACUCGGUGGAGACGCCACACGUCCGAGCGGAGCCCUUCAAAGAGCUGCGUUUGGAAUCUCCAACACGUUCCCUGUUUAUGGAGGCUCCGAAAGGUGUGCAGAUUCAAGCCGAAGCUGGUGACAUUCAAGCCACCUGCAGAAGUGACCUGCGCCUGGAGUCAAAAGACGGAGAGAUCACUCUGGAUGCGAAGAAGAUCAAACUCCUCCGUCUGCCCGAGGGAAAAGCUUCUCCCUCGGCCACCAGACAGACUGUGUUCGAGGUGUGUGUGUGUCCCAAUGGGAAGCUCUUCUUAUCACAAGCAGGAACAGCGUCCACCUGCCAGAUCAGCAACAACGUCUGCCUCUAGAAAAACAUACGCACACAAAGCUACACACACCGGCGUGUACACACACACACACACACACACACACAGUGUCUAUUUUACUCCCACAAACUGCAGCUCUGUUCCCCUGAAGACUUCAACAACAUCUUCAUUCUGUAAAGAGUUCCUUCAGCUCCGAAAAAGACAAAAAGCAGAAACAUCAACCAUGUGCGCUCGCAGUCGCUUCCCCGCUUCACACCACGCAUCGUUUCCAGUCGUUGAGUAAAAAGUUCCAGUGGAUUUUUAUCACACAGCGAAACAAACGUGUCGUGUUCUAUAUUUUCGUUUUCAGUUUCAGGUCUUUUGUUUUUGCUACUCAUCUUUCUCCAACUGCAAUAUCGUCCAGUUUGGCCAACGUCAGAAAACGUUUAGCAAAUUUUUCGACUUGUGAAACAGGACACUCUCGACCGGUGUUGGAAGCGAUCAUUCACACAAAAAUAUAUAUAAAUAAAUAUAAAUAAAUACAAACUGUGCUUGCACCAGGACUGACCUGAUGCACGCUCUCUGUUCAAAGAGGAGAACAGUGCCUGUGCCUUAGCUCAAUGCACUCGUGGAAAGAAGAAGCACAUCUCACUAUCCUUUACUUUUGGAAAACCUGGAUUUUGAGUUUAUUUAACUUCUUGUUCUCCCUGAAUUUUUGUUUUCAGUACAAGAAAAAAAGAAAGCAAAGGAUCCAAAUGACAGUGACGCCAACUACGUCGAAUUAUUGAGGCUUUGCUUCUUUACAAGAUUAUAUUUCUUUUUUGGGAGGAAGAAAAAAUUUAAUUUACUUUAUUUGGCAAAUUUCCUGUUCUGUAAAAUCUCCUGAGUGGCAUAACAUGAAGAAAAAAAAAAAGGAUUUUUCUUUUAUUAAUGAAAAAAUUAUUAUAUAUAUUUAAUAAUCAGAGACAAAUUGGCCUUUGCGUUCUUCAUUAGGGGUGUGUGUGUGUGUGUGUGUGUGUGUGUGUGUGUGUGUGUGUGUGUUGGGGGGAGGAAAAAAAAGGUUCUACCACUAGGUUUUAUGUAUUUUAUUCUAUUCUUGAACUUUUAUGAUAAACACCAAUAAACAAACCAGGAAGGUGAACCAAAAAAACAAAAAUAAAUAAAAAAGAGGGGCCUGAAUGACCUUCAGGAUCCUGCAGUUUAAUUUUGUUGGUUGUUGCAGCUCUAAUGCAUACGAUGUGCAGCUUUCUGUUCUGAGAAUCCACUAAAAUGUUCAUCCAUGUGUCAUAUGGUCACGUGUGUGUGUGUGUGUGUGUGUGUGUGUGUGUGUGUGUGUGUGUGUGUGUGUGUGUGUGUGUAAGCUCCUGUUUCCCAAAUUACUAAAGGAAACAUGACUCAUUUCUGCCUUUCUUUAAUUCUUUUUUUUUUCCUUCUCAGUGUUUAUUUCCAGGCCUUGAUUUACUAAAAUCCAAAACAACAAGAUCAAAUUGAUAAACUGCAUCUGGAAACAGUGAACCGGCUGCAGGUCAUUUACAACGAAUAAUAGAGUUAACUGCAUCAUAUGCAAAUUAGGGUGUGGAGCAAUCAGUCAAAUAAAUGUUGCUGCGUUUGACUAAAACCUGUAACUCGGAAUUCCUGACUUCCAACUCGGAAAAACCAAAGAUGGCGCUCCCUCAGCUCUGAAUUCUGAGUCAGAAACCCUGGAAGAAGCUCUUCUCAACCUGCGAGUUCAUCAAAUGACAUCAAACUUGGCCGCUCAGAGCAUCAGCAGUAAACACAGCAGCACUACACACACACACACACACACACACACACACACACACACCAGCUUCAGAUCAAUCAACGUACAAACAUGUUCAAUUAUUAAAUCUAUAACACUGACUCGACACGUCACUGUUAGCUGGCUAGCUUGUUGCUAACAAAAGACGAACAUGAAGGCGUGCAUGGUUCAUUUGUUGUUGGGGUUUUUUUCUCCACACUUUGAGAUCAAAAAUAUUGUACGCAGCAUGUGUGCCAGCUGACUACACACAGUUAAACAGAUUGGAAAAAUACAAUAUAUGAUAUUACUAAAAGUUUACAUUUACAUUAUCGUCAGGUUCAUGUGGAUGAAAACCCUUUCAAAGAAUCUGUCGGAAUGCUGUUCACAUCUCACACACUGUACAUGUCGGAAUAGUUUCAGAAACCAGCGUUACCGCUGCAGUCUGAGGAAAUACUUUAGAAAGUUUUGGAUUAUUUUACUAAGACAUAAUUUCGAUAAACUUAUUAUUACAAUUUAGUAAAUGGUAGAAUUUUGUCUCCAAAAAUCAGAAAAGGUCUUCUACAAAUUUCAUACAUGGUCUUCAUAUGACUUUUUAAAUUUGUGCAUGUAAUCACCGUUCACAGGUGCGAAAUUAACGAGUUUAUAUUAAAGAGUUUCUGUGUUUAAUGUAAAUGAGUUUUUGAGCUGUAAAUGAAAUGACGUGACUGUACUGUGAGGAAACAUCAACGCUGCUGUUAAUGUUAACAAAAUUAACAUUUUUUAAAAAAGAGAAAUUGGCAUUUUAUUGUUUGAAAAUGACUCAAAUGCACCAUCUAGUGGUUUAAAUCAUCCUGAACCUUGCAAGGCCGACGCUGAUGUAGACAUGACGGUCAGGUACUUCUCGAUAUCAGGAGAAAGUUUAUAUAUAUAUAUAUGAAUGUUAACACCCUCUAAUCUCCCACAGCCCCGCCCUUGAGUGGGAGUUUGUGAAACCACACUCAUUUUCAAAUAUAUGCUAAUUGAGACUCAUCUUUCACAGGAGUUUCCACCCCAUCCCUCCUUCCCCCAUCAGCCCCUCCCCACCCCACCCCCUCAGCCACCACCCUUCUCUCUCUCAGCCCCACCCCAUCUCAGUCCCUCCCCACCCUCUCUCUCUCAGUCCCCUGUCCCCCUCUCUCUCUCAGCUCCACCCCAUCUCAGUCCCUCCCCACCCUCUCCCUCUCUUUCUCAGUCCCCCAUCCCUCCCUCUCUCUCAGCUCCACCCCAUCUCAGUCCCUCCCCACCCUCUCUCUCUUUCUCAGUCCCCCAUCCCUCCCUCUCUCUCAGCUCCACCCCAUCUCAGUCCCUCCCCACCCUCUCUCUCUUUCUCAGUCCCCCAUCCCUCCCUCUCUCUCAGCUCUACCCUAUCUGUCCCUCCCCACUCUCUCUCUCUUUCUCAGUCCCCCAUCCCUCCUCUGUCUCAGCCCUUCCCCAUCUCAGUCCCUCCACAGCCCCCCCAGCCCUGUCCCAUCUCAGUCCCUCCACAGCCCCCCCAGCCCUGCCCCAUCUCAGUCCCUCCACAGCCCCCCCAGCCCUGCCCCAUCUCAGUCCCUCCCCCUGUCCCUUUCUCUGUGUCCCCCUCUCUGUGUCCCCCUGUCCCUCUCUCAGCCUCUCCACACCCCCCCUCAGCCCCUCCCCAUCCUCAGACCAUCCCUGCCCCCUCUCUCUCUCAGCCCCGCCCCAUCUCAGCCCCUCCACACCCACCCCUCCCCAUCCUCAGACCAUCUCCGCCCCCUCUCUCUCUCUCAGCCCUGCCUCAUCUCAAUCCCUCCCCACCCCGUCCCAUUCUCUCUCUCUCUCUCUGUCUGUGUCCCCCCAUCCCUCUCUCAGCCCCUUCACCACCUCAGCCCCUCCCCUCCCCUCCCCGACCCCGCCUCUCUCUCUCUCUUCCUCCCCCCGUCACCCUCUCAGCCCCUCCACACCCACCUCCUCAGCCCCUCCCCAGCCUCAGCCCCUCCCCACUCCCAGGCUCAGAGCUGGGGAUGAUGUUACACUUUAAAUCCACC